AUGGUAGGGCAGAUUCGAUCCAGACCCGGACAGCAACGUCGCAGAAAGAAGGCCUCGCAAGCUGCACGGGACCGUCGAAAUAAAACGUCAUCCCUAACGCUUUUGGCAGCAUGUGAGAAUAUUUCAUCCCCAGGACCCCUGAGCGGAACUGCAGGAGACAAAGUGAAGUUCACCACCAACCUCAGCCCCCCAGACAGUCCAUUUCUGUCUGUCAGCUGGACCUUUAAAAGCGUGAACAUCAUCACUUCCACCAGCACCAACAUUACCGAGCCAGGACACAGUAACAGGAUCUCAUUAGAUCGAGCCACAGGAGCCCUGGAGCUCAGGAACCUGGUGCUGGGGGACAGCGGGGAGUACACACUCACCAUCAUACCAGACGGGGGACUGCAGAAAGUGGGGAGGAUCACUCUCAAUGUGUAUGUACCGAUAACUGGAGCCACCAUCCGCAGCCCUGCAGCCGUCCUGAUAGAGGAUCAAAGCUCCACCAACCUCACCUGUGAGGCCUCCGGCUCCAUCAGCACCAGAGAGUGGAUAAAGGAUGACAGUGUUCUUCAUCUCAGUGACAGCGUUAGCUUAUCAGUGGACAACAGGACCGUGUUCAUACGACCCGUUCUCAGUUCUAGCCACGGCACCUACCAGUGUCGAGUCAGCAACCCAGUCAGCAGCCUGAGUGUGACUCUCUAUCUCACUGUCAACUAUGGACCAUAUAACAUAUCAAUUAUUGGGCCGUCAGCAGCUUGGCCUGGCCACAGAGUGACAUUGCAGUGCACAGCCGUUUCUGUCCCUCCAGCAAACUUCAGCUGGGCAUUUAACGGCAACGACACACAUGUCAAUUCCUCCGUGUUUGUUAUAGAGAAGUUGGAGUCUAAAAACAUUGGGAAUUACACCUGCACUGCCAGAAACAUGGUGACCAUGAAGGAAAAUUCUACUGUUCUGGAUCUGAGAGCAUCCUGUAGUGCCCCCUGUUGGUCAUUCUCAACCUUUGUCAUCAGCACAAUUAAUCUGAAAGGGUUAAUAUAAAUGCACAUAAAGAGGAACGCCUCCAAUGAAGCUGAAACAUUGAAUUCUGCAGAAAGCUGAGAUGGACUUGAUGUGAAAGAGAAACUCUUGCACUGUUUUAAAAAAAUUAUAGUUAAAUAGACAGACCUGUGGAAAUGCAUUUUCAUUGCAAUUAUACCUUAUUUUUAUUAUUCAUGAAGUCAUACAGUUAAGUCCAAACCUAUUCAUGUGUGGAAGAUUUAGGUUUAUCAUAAUUUUCAGAUUUUACCAUGUUUUUUUCUAACUGGAAGUUUUAUUUAUGGAGUGGUCCUACCAGAGUACUGAUGAGGAAGCUUAAGAUUAGGGUUAUGGCAAGGAGGCCAUCGAACCACAAAGAGCUGAAGCUCAUCCAAAUACCAUUAGAAACAUGCAAAAAGCUGGUCAGCAGGUAUAAGCAGAGUUUGACUGCUGUAAUGUCAACAAAUAUUUUUUACAGAGCCAUUGUUUAAUCAAAGCUAAUUAAAAGCACACAUAUUAUUUUACAAACUGAAACUUCUUUUGCUACGCUAUUUUAUCAUUUUAGCCGUGCAUGUCUAAUUUCCAAUCAGAUACAAACUUCUGGGUUGAUCAAAUAAAUGUUUAAAACCAAAUCAGACAUUUAACAUUUUUGAGCUUAAUUCUCUUUGCAUCAACACAUCAACUGAUAUCUCAUGUUAUUGUUUUCUGUUUUCCAUAUAUUUAAACGUAAGGCUCAAAGCUGGUUUUAAAAAUUGUCUUGAAUGUCACAUAAAAUAAAUAAGCAAGGAUUUUUCUUUACUCAAGGCUUUUGAGGUGGCAAAAGAUAAUAAUUAUAAUAACUCACCCACCAAACAUUAAUUAGAAUCAACAGAAAUGUUGGCAGUCGUUUGUUUUCUGUCAGAAUUUCCUUGUUAAUUCCUCAGCACAAAUAAAAAACAACAGGAUCUUAACCUGAAUUAUAUAAAUGAACUUUCUGUAUAUCUGCUGUUUUUAUAUUGUUUUUUGUUUUUUAAUAAUGAAAUAACCACAGUAAUA
Molecule: messenger RNA, 2031 nt
Organism: Girardinichthys multiradiatus
Lineage: Eukaryota; Metazoa; Chordata; Actinopteri; Cyprinodontiformes; Goodeidae
Product: carcinoembryonic antigen-related cell adhesion molecule 6-like
Exons: 6
Coding region: 1-1020 (339 amino acids)
Source: RefSeq, a predicted model, not a curated record